Zophobas morio is the source of this 2372-nucleotide messenger RNA. RefSeq names its product exportin-6-B-like. Gene Ontology annotation, biological process: protein export from nucleus. Bases 3 to 2372 code for a protein of 789 amino acids. The record is from RefSeq and is a predicted model, not a curated record. Lineage: Eukaryota; Metazoa; Arthropoda; Insecta; Coleoptera; Tenebrionidae. The transcript has 24 exons. Gene Ontology annotation, molecular function: nuclear export signal receptor activity.
AAAUGAAUAUUAACACUUUUCAAGAUCAAGAGGCUAUUUGCUUCGAAUUACUUUCUUGCAUUAUUAUUAUGAUUCCGUAUGCGAAGCCUGAGCAUCUUAAGGAAAAAAACUUGGCUUUGCGGAUCUUCAAUGUCUUUUAUGAUCCUCUGUCCACUGCAAGUCUCAGAAGCAAAUCUUUUGAGUGUUUAUUGGAGCUCGCAAAUUCACAUUGUGCUCAACACGUGACUCAAGUAGCUCAGUUGGCUCAUGAAACGAUGAACUUUCUUUAUGCCACGUGCAAGGGCGAGUUUUUAUUGGACGAUGAUAUUGAAGAAAUUUCCGGGAAGGCCAUCGAAUUUGUUAAAGUUUUUGUCACUAAAAAUUUUGAAUUUCUUUUACAGCAAAAAAGCGACUUUUUUCAAGCGCUUCUUCAGUGGACUUUCUUUCAACAAGAUUUAUUAUGUUUUCAACGUUCAUUGGAAGUUUGGAACUGCAUCGUAGAAGACCACUUUCGCCUCGAAUUGGCUUCAUUUUUCAAUCCGCUGUUCUUCCAAUUAUGCGAAGUUAUUAUUCAACGAGGCCAGUUUUCUACGAAUCCGCUUCUUAAAAACUUUUCUACCGGAGAAGACUUUUUUACAGCCAAUAACGAAGUGAGCUCCUUCAUUGUUGAGUGCGUCAACACUUUUACUGAAGUUUCUCAAAGUUUCGAGUUGGAGCUCUUCAUGGCUCUUCUCUUAAAGCUCCACGUGCUUUUUGUUCCUUUUUGCGAGGCUUAUGAAAAACUUUGUAGCGCCUUAAGCGAAUCAGCGCCUCCUCCGGGGUUUGCCAAUCAGUGUCGAGAUUUUUUCACUUGUCUGCUCUGCAUGGAACGACUUAUUAUGUCUUGCUCUUUUCCUGCAGAACUUCUCACUCAGUUUAUCUCAAGUCUCCUUGACACCCUCAAAUGUGGUCACCAAUCACUCGCCUUUUUAAAAAACGCCGCGUGCUCUCACGUACACGGGCAGGUUAUUGCCACCCUUGGCGCUUGUUGGUACCAAUUAGGAGCUUCUGGGGCGGCACUAAAUGAGGAACUCGUCCAGUUUUUGCAUAUUAUUCUUCAAUGCAUCUACCAAUUAUAUGAGACCGAUAGCGACCUAUCGCUGUUAGUUAAAGCUGCCACUUUUAUUCAGACGGUGGCGGCAACCACGAGGCCUCGAAAACUUUUUACGGACGGAAAUACCAAGAAGUUUGUUGAGUUUGUCGCUAUUGGCCAGCAGUUUCGGUUUCCUCCAAUUGUUGAGGAACUGCUUUUUCACAGCAUUACUUGCAUGUUUGUACUUCCUUGGCGGAACGUCAGCAGCGAUGCGCAGCUUUUUGAAGCAAGGGCCAUGGAAUAUCAAAAUUUUAUUGGUCCAACCCUGGAGAUUUACCAGCGUUUGUUGAGUAGUGUUUCCGCCAAUGACGUAAAGUUGAUUAAAACGAUUUCAAGAAUUUUAAAGGCGAUUGCGUAUGGCAUGCGCGAUUCACAAAAAACCGCGAAAGUUACUGUUUUUAGCAACCUUCAAAAAAUAUUUCCUGUCCUUUCUCAGUACCUUCAGCGUGCAGAUGUAGCGGAAGAAAGUUUUGAAUUGCUAUUGGCCUUUUUCCAAUCUAUGCUUUCUCUUAUGGGUGAAGAAACCGUUCAACAAAUUUUGACUACCGUAUUUGAACUUUUGAAACCGCAAAGAAGCACACAACUUCAGCCUGCUAUUCUUGAAAAUCUAUUGCUUUUGUUUUCCACACUUUGCCAAGACGGCUCUCGACGAUUCAAAAACUUUGUUCCUGCUAUACUAAAUUUAUGUCUGGAAACACUUCUUCCCUGGACACACAAUUGCAAGGGCGGCGCUGCCAAUGUGGAGUUGUGCUUUCAAGUGAUGUUGGAGGCCCUGAAUACCCAUUGGUCGAUGUUUUACUUGAAUCCUUCUGCUCCUCUUCAAAACGAAUCGAUAUUCAUUCAUCUUUUCGAGGCUGUCUACGCAGCACUGCGUAGUCCAGAACUAAAUUUAUUCAAACUUUGCUUAUUGCGUCUCAACGAACUGGACCAAAAAAGAAACUUGUUUAAGAAAAAAGAAUUUAAGGAGGCCAUGUCGGUUGUUUUUAUUCGUCAGUUGCUUAAUGUCCUCGUGGAGAAGUCGCAUGAUUUGGCAAGCGAUCGUAUUAUAGAGACAAUCUACUUUAUAGCUAAAGCAGAUACGAAUUUGUUCAGUAGCGGGGGGUUUGUCCGUGUAAUUGAAGAGUUGUGCCCUUUUAAUAUGCAACGCUCUUUAGAAAAUUCUGCAACUGUUAGCGAGUUUCUUACAGAUUUUCCCACUUUCAGUGAAAAGCUAAAGAACAUAGUUCAUGACAUCCGCUACCUGCACUUUUUAAAUUCGUAG